AUGGAGAUUUCUACAGUGGCUGCAAGCCAACAGCCUGCAGCUGUAAAACCUGUUACAGAAGACGAUCCCAACAACCAACCCCAAAGACAAGCUCUACAGGUGCCGCAGGAAGACCAACCGAGUCAGCCCAAACAGAAAAAAUCGUUGGCUUUCAAAUUGUCCUUUGUUGGUCUCGCCGCCAUCCUCUUUGUAUUCCAGAUUGAUGCCACAGCACUUGGCAUAGCUCUUCCCUCCAUAGCCAAUGACCUCAAUGGUUCAAGUUUGGAGUCAUUCUGGGCCAACCUUUCUUACACACUAUGUGGUCUGGUAAUGCAGCCAGUCUGGGCAAGCAUAUCUGAUGCUUUCGGCCGGAAGCCACCGCUUUAUGCAUGCAUAGGCCUGUUUUUCAUCGGGUCAAUAGUCUUUGCUGUUGCACAAGAUAUGAAGACUGUCAUUGUUGGGCGUGUGCUUCAGGGCUUCGGAGGUGGAGGUAUAGAUGUCCUCGUUCAGGUCAUUCUCACUGACAUGACGACGCUCGAGGAGCGCGCUACAUACCUCGGAUUGAUGGGCAUACCGAAUGCCGUCGGCAACAUUCUUGGUCCCUCUGUUGGCGCACUCUUCGCCACAUAUGCCAGCUGGCGAUGGAUCGGAUGGGUGAACCUACCCAUUCUUGGAUUUGGUGCACCUUUGGUGUUCUUCUUCCUUAGGUUGAGGUCUAUCACAGUUGUCUCAAGCAACGUCGAACGUCUUGACUGGAUUGGCAUGGGCUUGGUCGUUUCUGGUAUCACUAUAAUCGUGCUACCACUCAGUUGGGCAGGAUCGUUGUUCCCAUGGAGCUCAUGGCAAACGUUACUUCCGAUGCUUUUGGGUGUCGUAGUGCUCGCCGUGUUUGUCUGGUUUGAGUCGAAACCCGCGGUUCCCAUCAUGCCUCACCGUCUUUUCCACUCCAAGACAGCAAAUAUGACAUUAAUCGGCGGCUUCAUGCACGGUGCCAUCCUUGUUUCACUGCUUCAGUAUCUGCCGCUGAUCUACCAAGCAGUUUACUUGGAAACAGCAAUUAAGUCAGCUGUCUUUCUUUUACCCACCUCUAUCACCAGCGUCGUCAUCGCAGUCUUCUCAAUGAUGAUGGUACCUAUGUUCGGUGGUUACACCUGGCUCCUGCGACUUUCAUGGGCGCUGCUAAUUUUAGGUACUGGUAUUUUGGCUCUUUUUCAAAUCAGCUCUUCUUCGUCCAUGCUCUACGGACUACCGGUCAUUUGGGGAACAGGUGUCGCUCUUCUACGUCUUCAGCUCCUGCCAAUGCAAGCCAGUGUUCAGAAAGCGGAAGAUACAGGUGUGGCCAUCGGCCAGUUCUUUACGAUUCGCAUGUUCGGCGGCUUGAUUGGAUUGACAAUUGCUUCUGCAAUUUUCAACACAGUCUUUACAAAAACAAUCGUAUCAAGCCCUGUCCAACUCGAGGGGCCACUGGCACCUCUUGCCGAUUCGUCGAGGGCCGUUGCGUUCAUCAAAGAGCUUCCUUCUCUGGAUAUUUCUGAACGCACCUUGAAUGACGUAUUAACUGUUUAUCUCACAUGCUUUCGAACCAUCUUCUACACUAUGACAGGAUUCGGCGCAGUGGGUUUGUUGUCUUCGAUGUUCAUUGCUGAGAUUGAUUUGAAGAGUCAAGAUCGCGGAAACCAGCAAUUUGAGGAUUGA
This is a messenger RNA of Fusarium venenatum, 1674 nucleotides long. Its product is annotated as major facilitator superfamily domain-containing protein. Gene Ontology annotation, molecular function: transmembrane transporter activity. Gene Ontology annotation, biological process: transmembrane transport. Lineage: Eukaryota; Fungi; Ascomycota; Sordariomycetes; Hypocreales; Nectriaceae. The record is from RefSeq and is a predicted model, not a curated record. Gene Ontology annotation, cellular component: plasma membrane.